AUGAGGAGCUGCCCAAACCUUGUUUUCUCCCUAGUGAACCAGCUGAGUGAGCUGACAUGGUACAAGACACCAGAACUGGCAGCCAGAGUGACCCAUGGGCUGCGGCUUGUCAUCCAAGACAGGCUUUGGGGUGCUCAAGUUGUCCUCAUCCAUGGACAAGGCCCCACACUCAACCAGACUCAGGCUGAACCCUCGCGGGCGGAGUUUUCAAGCAGCGGACUCUGGAAGGUCGGGUCUCCGCCUCCCUGCCCUCCCCUUAUAGUCGGGCUGCUCUGGUGCCCCGCAGCCAGUGCCGCUGCCGGGAGCUGCUGCACGGCUGGAAGAAAAAUGAUGAAAAUGUUACCUUUUUUCCAAAGUGAUCCCAUUGGAAUACGCAAUGGAACAGCAGGUUGCAAUGAUGUAAAUGGGCAGCUGGAAAACCCUUUGGCCUCAGUGGCUGAGCACAUCCCUAGCUGUACUUCUGGAGACGAGAUCUGGUCCAAGGACCAGGAAAAAAUGAGUGAAAGGCCAGAGGCAGCCUGCAGGACCUCGCGGGCAUCUUCCAUCACCAGCAACGGGAGCUGUGCCUCCGCUGGGGAGAGUCCAGAGAAGGGAAAGAAGGGAAUAAAGGGGAUACUUACAACUGCACUUAAGAAAAUGAGGAAGGCCAGGCCGCCCAGCGUUAAACAAGUGAUGGAUCUCAUUGAAAAGCAGAAGCUCUGUGAUGCUGUCCAGCAUCUGAUUGCCCUGGAGAAGAACGUGUCUGGCAAAAGCGAGGAAGCACUGACCAUCACCCAGCAAGACAUCGAGUCCAUCUGCGAUGUUCUGAAACACAAAGUCUUCAGUGUCUUGAAAAACUCUGUGCUUCUAGUGAGAACAAACCCAGAACUGCUGCAGCAGGCUGUAGAUGCACUGAAAGAACAGGAGAAAGAAGACCACAACUGCACGUCAGAAAAUCUGCCUGAGCAAAACAUGCAAUUUAGACCUAGAAAAUGGAAAGAUCUUUGGAUGGCCACAGUAAAGGAGUCAGUAGAUACUCGAAUGAAGGACACGAGUCAUACUCCUAGAACUGAGAACCUCUCUGCAGUUGGCCAAAAGCUCUUGCACAUGGGGAAGACAAUGAAAGAAGAUUUGAUGGUAGUGGCACAGUACAUUAAACACCUUUAUCCCCCUGAGUUUGAUGUGUUCCGCACGUAUGCAGAGCUCUAUCACCACCAUUUUGCCUCUCUGGCAAAGAAAGCUGCUGAGUCUCAGCUGGAUGACAAGGAUGUCUACCUUCUCCUCUCUUGGGUGCACAACAUUUACCCAAAAGAUAUGAGAAAAGAUCGUGUUUUAGCAGAGGAGCUGGAAAAACUUGAGCUUGGAAGCCUUUUGCCUUUAAAUCUGAGCAAAGAGCUUGAAAAGAAAUACCUUGAGAGUGAAGAGGCUACCAUCAAAAAUGUGCUGAGCAAAUGCUUAGAAAAGGAAAUCCAAAGAUGGAAAGAAGACAAAGAACCAGAGAAACUCAAUGGACAUUUUCAGAGUGAACUACUAGCGAUAAUUGUUAUCCAGAGUAUCUACAACAGCCAGAUGAGAGCCAGGGACAUCAACAUCGUGCUGGGUGAGGAGCUGUCGUGUCGACUGUCGACAGAAUUGGCUGCCUUCCUGAGAAGCUACAAGGAUGCUUUUGAAGACUUCAAGGAGAAAGGCAAGAAGCACAGACACUACAGGCCUGUUCUAAUUGCAAAUAUUAACAACUGCUGCAAUUUUAGAGACUACACAGAGAAGAACAUAGCAGAAAAGGAUGACAACAAAGAGAGGAUACUUAGCACCCUUAGGGACAUUGAGAUCAGCAGUGAGGAUGUCCUGCUUCAGCAGCUCUUUGCCCAGCUGAAGCCAAUUUAUAAGAAAUUUACAGAAAAUAAGUGGGAAUGCAGCAAUGAAAUUAUGAAUGAGAUCAUUAAAACGACCAGCAAUCAUAUUUCAGAGUUACGGACACUGAAGGACCCUUUUUACCAUUCCGUCAUUGAGAAGAUCCACAUCCGUUUGGUGAAAGAUUACAUUGUGAGGCUGCUGAAGAAGAAGGUCAGCAUGAAAAGCCCAGCGCAGCAGCAAAACCUGGCCCAAAGCAUCUCCAAGAAUGCUGCCGACCUGGAAGCCUUCUGUACCAGCAAUGGGUCUAAAGCCACCUGGCUGAAUUCAGUACUCCCCAAACUGGCUGAAAUAAUCCGGCUUCAAGAUACAGGCGCUAUUAAAAUUGAAGUUGCGACACUCGCCACGGCAUACCCAGAUAUCCGCAAAAGACACUUGGAAGCAUUCCUGCACAUCAAAGCUAAUUUAUCACGCGGAGAGCUCAAAAGCAUCCUGGGCUACCUGGCAGAUGGCACAGCAUCCACACCGCCCAGCACCCUGCUUUUCUCCAGCAUUAACGUAUCCUAGGCCAAUGCACCCUGUGUGGCUGAAGCCAGGACUGUCCCCUGCAGCAGUGCACAGCACUUCCACCUUUUCCUACAGAAAAUACUCUGUCCCAGUCUGGUGCUCAGUGUCCCUGUGGGAAGCACCAUUCACCAUGCAUGGCCCUGAGAAAGGGAUGCCCAUGGAAGGACUGUGCCUGCAAAAGGACCAGGGAUGCUCCUUGCACCAGACACGGCUCCCUCCAUGGUCUCCUUGAUGUCAUCACGUCACUGCCCUGGUGCUCUGAGCUUUGUCUACCUCACCGGGUGCUGUGAAGCCAUGUUACUGAUUUUCCAGACCAAGCAGACACCUCCUACGAAGCUUUUUGUCUGCUAAGAAAAGAGAAGAAAAGAAAAAUUGAAGCCAGAAAGCAGAGAUUUUUGGAAAAGUCUCAUGAGAGCAUGCUUGCUCUCCAGCUGUAGCCCUCUGAGCCACUCAGAGACAGCUGCAUUAGACUGAUGGGAGAUUUGGGGUCAGGAUAAGACAUGCUUUUGCAUUCUGGAACUCCUGUUGUGGAGUCUCCCUUUUGGAGAUAGUCAGAAAUCAUCUGGACAUUGUCCUGGACCACCUUCUGUACGUGUUCCUGCUUGAGCAGAAGAUUGGAUCAAAUGAAGCCAGAGGUCCCUUCCAACCUCAACCAUCUUGUGACUGAUUCCUGCCUCCCACCAUGCUGUGACACCCCCAGUGGUUUGGGGUGGCCCCAGCUGCGUGCUCUGCCCCUUUGAACAGUGUUGUCCAGGGGCUUGGGGUUUCCAAAUCAGCCCCAGGAGCCAUGACUACCCUCACAGUGGUGGUCUAGGCAGUGCUUCCUUCACCUCUGUGAGGUGGGAGUACCUGGGCAGCUGGCAGUCUUCUUCCCCGCUACAAUUACUCCUUCCAGCACAUCCCCACCCCAAUAACAGGGUUUAGGUUGAAACAGUGCACUGCAAUAAAUCUUGUAGGUAAAGCACAUCAGGUAUUGCUUAAGCCCUCCCUCUGGAGGAAAGGAUUCCCGACCCUGUUAACAGCAUGGGCUUUGAAUGGGUGGUGGAGCUGGUCUCAAAAGCCUUUAAAAUAUCCUGUGUUCCCCCUCUGCAUCACCAUUUCCUCACUUGCCCUUUCCCCUCACAUUGUGAAAGAUUAGAUGUGAAAACACAGAUGGGUCUAUUUUGAAACUAUGCAUUGUUUUUAUAACCCAUUUUUCUAGGAAAUGAAUCCCUUACCAAAACAACAAUGUGUUUGGUUGAAAACCUUUCCCUUCAAUUUUCCUUUAUUUCAACUUCUGUGUCAGCCUGUAGAAAGUCAAUCUGGAAGGAAGACAUAAUGACUCUGCAGACCAUACAAUGUAUUUAUACGCAUAUGCAGCAUACUUUUGGUGUAUUUUUGCAUCCAAUUUUAUUUUUUUCUCAGAGAUAUUCAUUUUCAAUGUUUAUAUUUAAACAGUAUUCAAAUACGCUAGGAAACUGACUCAUUUAUUCUGUCUCUGGCUGUUGUUUGCUGUGCUGCCACAUAUAGUCCCACCUACUCCUCCAAAGACCAACGCAUCUACUGCUCCCAGCCCUCUCCAGUGGACAUCACCACUGCUGCCAGGCAGGGAGAGUGCUUAUUGGUCCCAUAGCCCUGCUCUCCAUGCUCCCUGGAGCCAGGACUGCUAUAUGAUGUGACAAUUACGAGCACAGUUUGGUGGGUGUGGUGGUGAUGGUCAGCAGUUGGACUAGAUGAUCAUAGUGGUCUUUUCCAGCCUUACCGAUUCUGCAUGCUGAGUUUGUGGUAUCUAAUCCAACAGCGUCCACUUUGAUGUGCUACCAUCUCCAUGUCAAAUAAUAAAAAGAUUGGUAUUUGAGA
Molecule: messenger RNA, 4236 nt
Organism: Phasianus colchicus (ring-necked pheasant)
Lineage: Eukaryota; Metazoa; Chordata; Aves; Galliformes; Phasianidae
Gene: TNFAIP2
Product: TNF alpha induced protein 2
Biological process (GO): exocytosis; exocyst localization
Cellular component (GO): exocyst
Molecular function (GO): SNARE binding
Source: RefSeq, a predicted model, not a curated record